Chenopodium quinoa (quinoa) is the source of this 1395-nucleotide messenger RNA. RefSeq lists its product as uncharacterized. NCBI's taxonomy places the organism in Eukaryota, Viridiplantae, Streptophyta, Magnoliopsida, Caryophyllales, Amaranthaceae. Bases 1 to 1395 code for a protein of 464 amino acids. The record is from RefSeq and is a predicted model, not a curated record. The transcript has a single exon.
AUGUGUAAUGUGCAAGGUCACAUCGCACCUAAUUGCCCACAAAAUUCAAAUAAGAUAUCAAUCGAGGAAGCUAAUGCAUUCUACACUUCUAACCCCAAAAGGUCAUAUGACCCCCACUCUAACACAUAUAAUGAAGGUUGGAAGAAUCACCCAAAAUUUUCCUACAAGAACACCCAAGCCCAACAAAACCCACCUCCACCACCACCUCGAAACAACAAUUAUAAUGCACCACCUGGUUUCCAACUAAGACCACCUCUAGUCCAACAACCCAUGCAACCUAUGCAACCACCUCCUCAAAAAUCUAACCUUGAGCUAAUGAUGGAGAACUUUAUCACCACAACAAACAAUUCCAUCCAACAGUUGGCCAAUCAGAUAAGUCAACUUGCUCAUCAAGUUGGCCAAUCUUUAAAGACACCGGGUACCUUUCCGGGUCAAACAGUGCAACCACAAAAGGGGCAUAUGAAUGCCGUGACCUUGAGGGGUGGAAAGCAAUUGGAAAAUCCUCCUAUAAGGGAGCCAUCAAAGGAGGUUGUUGAAGGAGUAGGCGCAAAUGAAAAGGUGGUCGAAAGUACUAUAAUUGAGGAAGAGCCAAAGGAAACGACUCCACCACCACUUGCUCCAUAUGUGCCAAAGGUUACUUUUCCACAGAGGUUAGCCCAAGCUAAGUUAGAGAUGAAGUAUGGAAAAUUUCUCGAUAUUUUGAAAAAGCUUCACAUCAACAUUCCAUUCAUAGAUGCAAUAUCCGAGAUGCCAUAUUAUGCAAAGUUUUUAAAAGAUAUGCUCUCUAACAAGAAGAAGCUAGAGGAGAAUGCUAUAGUUGCAUUGACUACAGAGUGUAGUGCAAUUUUGCAAAAUACACUUCCUAAGAAAUUAGGCGAUACGGGUAACUACUCAAUUCAAGUGAAGCUUGGAGACAUAGAAAUCAACAGAGAAUUAUAUGAUCUUGGUGCAAGUGUGAGUCUUAUGCCUCUCUUUAUCUGCAAGAAAUUUCAAAUGGGUGAACUAAAGCCUACACGUAUAUCUCUACAACUUGCGGAUCGAUCAGUCAAGUUUCCUUUUGGUGUACUUGAAGAUGUUCCUCUACACGUGGGAAAAUUCUUUAUUCCAUGUGAUUUUGUUGUGAUGGAAAUGGAGGAGGAUGCACAUGUUCCUAUCAUUCUUGGUAGACCAUUCUUAGCUACUGCAGGAGCAAUCAUUGAUAUGAAGAAUGGAAAGAUCACUUUUGAAGUAGGGGAUGAGAAAAUGGGGUAUUCACUCUUGAAUGCUAUGGGAACUCCUUCCAUGGGAGAGACUAUUUGUCAAGUGGAUGUCCUUGAUGAUUUACAACGUGAGCAACUUCCCUUGAUUAAAACGGAAGAUGCACUUGAAAUGGGUGUUAAUAGGGAGUGUCAAUGA